GACUGUCCAAUGAGAAAAGAGGAGAGAAGAAACAACCGGGGAAGAUAAAAUAUGGUGGACCUCGUGUGGUUGAAUGUUUUAUCGCUCAAGAAAAUACAGUAAAAUUCAAAUGGAGGUUUGUGAAUACUUUGUAUAAGUGCCGAAAGAGCGUCGGGUUGACUGUGGCAGCAGAGAACCUGGAUAUAAAUAUCUGCAGCACAAAGCACGGAGUAGUGUCCCGCGUCUAGUUAAUUUCCCCAGUCUGGACCAGAUUGGCGGAUAGGGAAAGACUGCAAGAUGUCAGAUACAUGGAGUUCUAUCCAGGCUCACAAGAAGCAGCUGGAUUACUUGCGGGAGAGGCUGCAGCGCAGGCGGAAGGAUGCCACAUCUCAGCUGGGUCUGGAUCCUCAAAACCCAGACAGCGGCCUUUCACCAAGCUUUCGCAGCGAUAGCCCUGUCCCUUCUGCUGCUCCUCCCCAGCCUCCGAAAGGUUUGAGUGGCUCUGCAGAGGUCACUCCGGACCCAGAGCUGGAAAAGAAGCUUCUCCACCAUCUCUCAGAUGUGUCCCUCGUCCUGCCGGCAGAUUCUUUGGCUAUCCAGCUUGCCAUCGCUACGCCAGAUUUUCCUGUUACACGACAAGCAGUAGAAAGCCUUUUACAAAAGUUUGCUGCUCAGGAGCUAAUAGAGUUGAAAGGUUGGGGUCAGGAAGAUGAUGACCGCCCCACUGUUGUAACGUUUGCCGACCAUUCCAAGCUCUCUGCCAUGAUGGGUGCUGUGACUGAGAGGAAAGCACCAACAACUCAGUCGGGAACCAAGAAGAGAAAAAACCAGGAAACAAAUCAAUCAACAUCCUCAUCUGUCUCAUCUUCUGCUAGUACCUCAGGGGAAAAGAAAAACUCUGAGCCACAAAAAAAGGCACGAAAACAGGCUUCACAUUUGGAUCUGGAGAUUGAAAGCUUGUUAAGUCAACAAUCCACCAAGGAACAACAAAGCAAAAAGGUGAGCCAAGAGAUCCUUGAGCUUCUGAACACCAGCACUGCCAAAGAGCAGUCUAUCGUGGAGAAAUUCCGCUCUCGGGGCAGGGCGCAGGUGCAAGAGUUUUGUGACUAUGGAACCAAGGAGGAAUGUAUGAGAGCAUCAGGUGUGGACACCCCAUGCCGACGGCUGCACUUCAGGCGUAUUAUUAACAUGCACACGGACGAGUCUCUAGGUGACUGUUCCUUCCUAAACACCUGCUUUCACAUGGACACUUGCAAGUAUGUUCACUAUGAGAUAGAUGCCUGGGUAGAGCCUGGAGGAACUGCAGUAGGAGCUGAAACAACCCCCAGUCAAGACAUGCCAGUAGCGAAAGGCGUAGGAGACCCCAGUGUAGGAAGGCUCUUCCCUGCACAGUGGAUCCGCUGUGACAUCCGUUACCUGGAUAUGAGUAUCUUGGGCAAGUUUUCAGUAGUGAUGGCUGACCCACCUUGGGACAUCCACAUGGAGCUACCUUAUGGCACACUGACUGAUGAUGAGAUGAGGAAGUUGCAGAUCCCUGUGCUACAGGACGAUGGCUUUCUUUUCCUCUGGGUGACUGGAAGGGCUAUGGAAUUGGGCCGAGAGUGUUUAAAGCUAUGGGGAUAUGAGCGGGUGGAUGAGAUCAUAUGGGUCAAAACAAAUCAGUUACAGCGAAUUAUACGAACAGGACGGACAGGCCAUUGGCUUAACCAUGGAAAGGAGCACUGCCUGGUUGGUGUUAAAGGGAAUCCUCAGGGAUUUAAUAGGGGUCUGGACUGCGAUGUCAUUGUAGCAGAGGUCCGUUCCACAAGUCACAAACCUGAUGAGAUCUACGGCAUGAUUGAGCGUCUGUCUCCUGGAACCCGCAAGAUAGAGCUAUUUGGGCGCCCCCACAAUGUCCAACCAAACUGGAUCACAUUAGGUAAUCAGCUUGAUGGAAUCCACCUUCUGGAUCCAGAUGUUGUGGCUCGAUUCAAGCAGCAGUAUCCAGACGGAGUGAUCUCAAAACCGAAGAACAUGUAAACAAAGGCUCUGCUUUGUCAGUACACCAAUGCUGGACUCUAAUCGCUACAAGUAACAGAAGCCUUUGUACAUUGCUCAGCAAUUACAAAAACAACUGUAAGGAUAUGUCCAUGAUAGAGAAUGGUUAAACCACUGCUAUGCUUACCUGUACUAUUCUGUGAAGAAGCAGGGACAUAAAAAAAACGGGGUUGCAGUACUGUAAAUGGCACAAUUUUGUUUUGUUAAAAUAAAUAUUUUGAUCAA
Messenger RNA from Spea bombifrons (plains spadefoot toad), 2241 nucleotides. It is a transcript of the gene METTL3, whose product is annotated as methyltransferase 3, N6-adenosine-methyltransferase complex catalytic subunit. Bases 277 to 1998 code for a protein of 573 amino acids. Gene Ontology annotation, molecular function: mRNA (2'-O-methyladenosine-N6-)-methyltransferase activity; mRNA m(6)A methyltransferase activity. The record is from RefSeq and is a predicted model, not a curated record. Gene Ontology annotation, cellular component: RNA N6-methyladenosine methyltransferase complex; nucleus. The transcript has 11 exons. Lineage: Eukaryota; Metazoa; Chordata; Amphibia; Anura; Pelobatidae.